This is a messenger RNA of Racocetra persica, 244 nucleotides long. NCBI's taxonomy places the organism in Eukaryota, Fungi, Glomeromycota, Glomeromycetes, Diversisporales, Gigasporaceae. The record is from the annotation of a GenBank genome assembly.
AUGUUUGAAAAACAACUUGCACAAACAUACCCAGACCAAAGUCACAUUAAUUAUCAAGUGGGAGAUCUUAUAGGUUUCAUUGGUCAAUGUAAAGAAUUUGCGGCCCUUAUCUUUGAUCAAAAAGUGAACGCAUACGUUCCAAGAGAUAAGGCUUGGAUUCAGGAAAAGAUCGUCUCUCAUUUAAGAUUAAAACUCGAAAAGUCCAAAAAAGUAACUAGUCACGAUAUUGGUAACAGGGCACCUA